AUGGCAACAUUAUUAAAAAAGAAACCAUCAAAAGAUGAUUUAUUAGAUCAAGUUAAUAUAGAAUUUAAUGAUUAUGAUAAUCAAUCAUCAAGCGUUUCAUCAUCAUCAGUAAAUACAUCAUUAACAUCAUCACCUAUACUAUCAAGUAGUAAUAGUAAUAAUCAUACAAAUAAUAAUAAUAUUGGAAUUAUUAGUGGUAAUUUUAAAUUAGAGCAAAAGAAUUUCAUAGUAGACCUUUUUAUAAUGAUAUUUGGAGUUGAUAUCAGAAGUUGUGCAGCAUUAAGAAUGGGUUUAGCAUUGUUGAUUAUAUUAGAUUUAUAUGUUAGAGCAUUAUAUUUAAGAGACCAUUAUUCAGAUUUUGGAGUUUUACCAUCAAAUGUAGUAUUGGAUUCAAAUUCAUACUAUUGGUCAUUAUAUUUCCUUAAUCCAACUGUUUGGUUUGCAAAAUUAUUAUUUAUAGUAAAUGCAUUAUUUGCAUGUUCAAUGUUUGUAGGAUUUAAAAGUAGAAUAUCAAGUGUAGCAUGUUGGAUAUUUAUGACAUCAUUACAUACAAGAAAUCCAUACGUUUUAAAUGGUGGUGAUGAUUUCUUUAGAUUAUUUUUAUUUUGGGCAAUGUUUCUACCAUUGGGUGCAAAAUUCUCAAUUGAUUCAUUGGUAAAUUUAGAUUAUACAAAUAAGAAAUCAAAUUGUUUAUCACCAAAAUCCGUUACCUAUUCACCGAUUGUUAAUAAUAGUUUAUCAAACAACAAUAUUGUUACAAAUCGUAUAGAUAGUUUCAUCAAUAGAUAUAUACCAACCACAGAUUCUGAUGGAAAAUAUGUAUUGUCGAUUGGUUCAAUUGGAAUUCAAUUACAAUUUUGUCUUGUAUAUAUAUUGACAGCAGCAUUAAAAACAGAUCCAGAAUGGUGGGCUGAAAAUAGUGCAGUUUGGUACGCUUUACAUUUAGAUCAAUUUGCAACACCACUUGGAAUUUGGUUACGUCAAUUCAUUGGAUUAGGUCAAUUUUUAACUUGGUUUACAAUUAGAUAUGAAUGGAUUGGUGUAUUCUUAUUCUUUAUACCAUGGAGAAAAUUUCAUGGUCCAAUUAGAACCAUUGGUGUUAUUGGAUUUUGGUGUAUGCAUUUUGGAUUUGGUUCUUGUUUAGAAUUGGGUUUCUUUAUGUAUAUACCAGGAAUUUGUUCAUUAAUAUUCCUUCCAUCAUGGUUUUGGGAUAAACUUUUCAAUUACUUUUAUUCAAACUCUUUAAGUGCUCAUCGUACAACUGCUCAAAUUUGGAUAAAUUCAAAUACAAAUGAUUCAAUAUAUAAAUGGUUAUCAAUAUUUAAACAAUUCUUUUUAUUACAUUCAACUCCAAUUUUAAUUUCACAACCACCACAAAUUAAUAAUAAUAAUAAUAAUAAUAAUUAUCAAAAUCAACAAAAUAAUGAUGAUGAAGAAGAAGAUUUUAUAAAUAAUAUUGGAAUAAAUAAUAAUAAUAAUAUUUAUAAUGAUUUUAAAGAAAAGAAUUAUUGGUUUGCAAUUGAAAGUUCAAUUACAGGUGAAAGAGUAUUUGGUUAUGAUGCAUUUUUAACAUUGAUUAGUUUAUCACCAACACCAAUUCAAUAUUUAAAUUUUUGGAUUUUUAAUCGUAAAUAUUUUAAAGAAUUUUAUAGUUGGUUAGUUUCAAGAAGUUGGUUUUUAAAUAGUAAAGAGAAUCCAAUGUUUAAAGCAACCAAUUUCAUUUAUCCAAAGAAAGCAAUUGUAUCAACUAGAAAAUGGUAUAUUGAAUUAUUUUGUUUAAUUAUGUUGGUUUUCAUUAUAAAUUGGAAUUGUGCUGGAUAUUUUAGUUAUGACGUUUCAGCAAGUUAUAAAUGGAUUGGACCUGCAUUUAAAGUUGAGCAGUAUUGGUCAAUGUUUUCACCACAUCCUUCAAAAGAUAAUGGUUGGUUAGUUCAUCCAGCUGUAUUAGUCGAUGGUACAGAAAUUGAUGUUUCCACCAAAAGAGAGAUCACCUAUGAUAGACCAAGACUUAUCUCAUCCACUUUCCCAACUCAAAGAUGGAGAAAGUAUUUAAUGAACUUACAAGGUUUAAAUCAUCGUGAUAAAAGAUUAUACUAUGGUAGAUAUAUUUGUAGAGAAUGGAAUUGGUACGGCACUAUUCCACCACAAAAACAUAUAAAAGCUUUUAAAUUAAUUUUCAUGUAUGAAGAUUCUCCACAAUUCCCUUACCCUAUUAAUAAUAGAACAAUUAAACCUCAAGAACCACCAACACCAAUUGAAUUAUGGUCUCAUGUUUGUUAA
Messenger RNA from Dictyostelium discoideum AX4, 2280 nucleotides. RefSeq lists its product as hypothetical. The record is from RefSeq and is a predicted model, not a curated record. The transcript has a single exon. NCBI's taxonomy places the organism in Eukaryota, Evosea, Eumycetozoa, Dictyosteliales, Dictyosteliaceae. Gene Ontology annotation, cellular component: endomembrane system. Bases 1 to 2280 code for a protein of 759 amino acids.